This is a messenger RNA of Acaulospora morrowiae, 474 nucleotides long. The record is from the annotation of a GenBank genome assembly. Lineage: Eukaryota; Fungi; Glomeromycota; Glomeromycetes; Diversisporales; Acaulosporaceae.
GGCGUUGAAGGAUUGAUGCCGCGUAUGGAUAGCCAGAACCAGAUUACAGAGUUGGACCUCGUCGCCUAUGGCGGUUCAUCAAGGGUUCUGAAAAAAAUGCUGGUCAUUAAUGGCAACGAAACGCCUGUUGCCAUGAAAAUUGUAAAUAAAAAAUCGAAUGAAGCUGACAGAGAGCUUAAAACUUAUUCCGAGAUAAAAACACAUGAAAACAUUAUCAAGUUUUAUGAGUCACGUCAUGGACUAGAUGGAUCCUAUACAUUUAUUUUAGAAUAUGGGGAGUUAGGAAGUCUACGUGAGGUGUCUGUUCCCGUGACCAAAAAUGUUAAUACCGUCGCGCUACCAUUUAUAGAUGUAGGAUCGCAUUAUGCGGUUGCGGUCUCAACACUUUUACUUUUAACAUCAUAUUUGUCAUUAAUAUCGAUCUUAAUAUUUACUCCCGGCUUAGUCGAUAAGAGGCGUGAUAUACUCGACUGA